This is a messenger RNA of Gadus morhua (Atlantic cod), 2892 nucleotides long. Its product is annotated as E3 SUMO-protein ligase KIAA1586-like. The record is from RefSeq and is a predicted model, not a curated record. The coding region runs from base 361 to 2586 and encodes 741 amino acids. NCBI's taxonomy places the organism in Eukaryota, Metazoa, Chordata, Actinopteri, Gadiformes, Gadidae. The transcript is spliced from 3 exons.
UACCCAGUGGUGUAGUCCAGGGUAUACGCGGGUAUACGGCGUAUACCCACUUAUUUUUCAGUCAGCAUUGCGUAUACCCACUUCUAAACCCCCCCAGAUGCGCACCAUUCAGUAGUAUCUGCAAGCGAAAUCGCCCACUUUUCCCCGGUGAAGCCAUGACCCACGCUACUCUGCCACUUAUUGGCUCGCUGUACUGAUUAGUUUGUUUAACUGUAGGCAUGACGACGAAUUAGCCAAUCGGAGGGAGAGAAAGGCGGGUCAUGCCGUAGUAAUAUAGUAAAUAUCGCGAAAGACAAAUUUACAUAGCUAGUAUACUUUUACAAGUUUACUUUAAAUGAUUUUCUAUAAUAAUCCGGUAAAAUGAAGCGAGCUAUCCAAACAAAAAAUUUAUUUGACAAUUUCAAAAGUCCUCGCAAAUCAAUAUCAGCCAGCAGCUCAGCAGUUAAUGUUAGCGAUCGUACACCGGUACAGUUACCGUUGACGCCCGCUCUGCCCCCCGCCCCCGUCGGAGAGGAGGCUGUCAGUGAAGGAGAUGCUGCCUCUCCGCCCACAGCCAAAGAUGCCGGUACAACUUCGGAUGAAGACGUCAACUACGACAUUAAUAAUGACUGGCCAGACUUGUGGACUGCCAAACAAAAAGAAGAUUUUAAAUGCAAGAACCCCUGGUUGGGAUCCAAAAACAAAAAAAUGGGAUGUCUGGUCUGUAGCAGUGUGAACUCCAUUGGGAUCAACAAGGAGCAAGGUGUAUCACUCUCAAGAGAAUGGAUGAACUUUGAAAUUCAAGUGUCUGGCCAGGGAAGUAGAACAACAAGUCUGUCUGUCUUGAGAAAUAAGGUGAGGAAACAUGCUUUGUCUAAGGCCCACACUCAGGCAGUGAACGUGGCAGAGCAACAGGACAAAGCUGCCAUUGAGAAUGCAAUGGAGGUUAUGACUGAGUCCUACAUGAAGGAAACUGAAGCCGUGUUUCGAACGGCCUACCAUAUUGCCAAAAAAAACCGACCCUUUUCUGACCAUGAGAGCCUCAUCGAGCUGCAGGAACUGAAUGGUCUAAAUAUGGGCACAAUACUUCAUUCACGUUACAGUGCAACACAAAUAAUGCAACAUGUUGCCAGUGAGAUGCAGAGCAAAAUUGUCAGUAACAUUAUAGCAUCAUCCAGUAAGUUGGCUGUCCUAAUUGACGAGGCAUCUUCUUUAAGUCACAAAGCUGUCAUGACAGUUUCAAUUAAGGCAUCAAUUCAAGAAGAAAGCCCUGAGUUCAUAUUCAUUGAACUUGUUGAACUGGAAAAUCAGAGAGCAGAUGGCAUAGAACAGGCGUUACUCACCUGUUUAACUAAUGCUGGCUUUACAGAAGAGUGGCUACAUGAAAACUGGGUAACAUUUGUAUCUGAUGGAGCCAUUGUCAUGUUAGGAAAGAAGUCAGGAGUAGCAACCAGGCUGACCUCGAGAUUCCCGAAGCUUUUUGUAUGGCACUGCAUGAACCAUAGACUUGAACUCGCUGUGUCUGAUGAAGUUGAUGAGGUAAACUCUGUCAAUCAUUUCAAAACUUUUAUCCAGAAGCUAUAUUCUGUGUAUAGUAUGUCAAACAAAAAUGAGCGUGGACUCAAAAAUGCAGCAGCUGAAGUAGGCUCACAACUUCUUCGCAUUGGCAGAAUCUUGGAUGUACGCUGGGUGGCCAGUAGCUUUCGGACUGUUCGUGCUGUUUGGACAUCCCUGGGAGCUCUUGUGCAGCACUUUAAAAAUGCUUGCUGUGAUGAGACAAGGUCCACCAAAGACAGGCAAAUGUACAGAGGUUUACUAGACCGUGUUCAAAGUCCAGAAUUUAUUUGUGACCUUGGGCUCAUGUAUGACACACUCCAUGAACUAAGUCUCCUGUCACAGGAGCUUCAGUCUCAUUCGAUAACUCUGCUCAGAGCUGAGCAUCUGCUGAAACGCUCAAUCAGAGUGAUCCAGUCAUUCAAAGAGAGUCCAGGUGAGAAAUAUAGUGAGGCUUUAGAAGCAAAAAAGACUGGGGAGUAUCGGUCUACAACACUGAAAACAAUGGCAAAGCUGAGGUCUAUCAAUCCAGGCCAGUUCUUACAAAGCCUUGUGAACAAUCUGGAGAAACGCUUGUCUUUUGAGGAUGAGACCAUCAAGGACCUCAGCAUCCUUGAUCAGAGUAAAUGGCCAUCAAAGCCCAGCAUCCGCCAUGGUGAAGAACAAAUUAAGCGACUAUGCAAGCGAUUUAACCUGUGCAAGGACCAAGCACUGAAUGGGAUGCGGGACCUACUGGAACAGCCCACUAGUGAGCCCAAGGAUCUAAAACCACUCAUGAACUGUAUGAAAACAUUCCCUGUCAGUACAGCAGAGUGUGAGAGGAACUUUAGCCUUAUGAACAAUAUAUGCUCAGACAAAAGGGCUGUCCUACUGAUCUCAAACAUAUCAAACUUGAUGAUGAUUAAUAUCAACGGCCCGCCUACUUCCAAGUUUGAUCCUAGAAAGUAUACAAGGACCUGGUUGAAGAGCCAUCGUGCUGCCUCUUCUGUGCGUUCUAGACAGUGCAGUGUGAAAACUCCUGCAGAAAGCAAGUCUGUCUGGAAUAUACUGUAGUAUGAUCAUGGUUAGAAACCCAGUACUGGGCUCAGAGAGCAUAUCACUAUUGAUGUGUUGUAAAUGCAUUUAUAUUUUUUCUUUGUAAACUAAAUAUUGUUGUUUUGUCACAUAUUGUUUUGUUGAAUAAUUUCAAUGAUGAUGUUCAAUCAUCAUAUGAUAUUUAUGUAUAUAUUGAUAUACUACAUAUCUAACGAGAUGAUUGUUGUGGAAGAGAAAUAAUCUAAUGUUUAAUCUAAGGUGAAAUAUGAAUAAGGAUGCAUUGUCAAAAGUAGUAUGUUAUUUAAAUAAAUGUUCAAAAAAUUA